CGCCCGUGAGCUUGCGCUACUCGGGUCGAGAGGAGCAGGAAGGGAACAUGAGCAAAUCUGCGGUACUUCUGGUGCUGGUGGCAUUAACUGUGAAUGUCAACGGAGAAUGUGACUAUCCUCCAGAAUAUCAGACUGCCCUAAUGAAAGAUGAACAUCUAACUCAAGGGCCACCUGACUUUGUCGAGGGAUUUACAAUCGAUUAUAAAUGUCAGAGUGGGUAUGUACAGAAGUCUGGAUCUCCAAGAAUCACCUGUACCAGUUCACAGUGGUCACAUCUGACCUUGGUGUGUGAACGCCGAUCAUGUGGAAGUCCAGGAGAGAUACUUAAUGGACACUUUAAUACUGAUGACGGUGUUCUUUUUGGAGACAAGGCUUAUGCAGUUUGUGAUGAAGGAUUCCAGAUGGCAGGCAAUGGUGUCAGAAGCUGUCGCGCUGCUGGCUGGGACGGUGCCAUUCCUAUAUGUGAUAUUGUUAAGUGUCCAAACCCUCCAGAGAUUGUAAACGGUGAAAUCACAAACCCACCUCAGGGAACUGUCACGUUUGGCACAUCUAUUACCUACAAGUGUAAUGAAGGGGUUCUGGUGGGUAAUAGGGAGCUUGUUUGCACCAAAUAUGGAAACUACAGUAGUGACCCUCCAGCAUGUAAAGGCUGCCGUUCUGUUCAAGUGGAAAAUGGCUAUAAGACAGCUGGAUUUGGACCAGUUUAUAACUAUGGGGAUUUCAUUACCUUUGCUUGUAAUCCUGGGUAUAUUCUCCAUGGCACUGACACUGUUACAUGUGGAAUAAAUGAAAUUUGGGAACCUGAACUUCCGACUUGCCAAAAAGCACCAUGUGGCAAUCCUCCAAUUUAUCCCAAUGCCGUACUGGAAGGUGAACCAAAAGGACCUUUUGUUGACGGAUUUACAAUCAGUUAUACGUGUCAGAGUGGGUAUGUACGGAAGUCUGGAUCUCCAAGAAUCACCUGUACCAGUUCACAGUGGUCACAUCUGACCUUGGUGUGUGAUCGCCGAUCAUGUGGAAGUCCAGGAGAGAUACUUAAUGGACACUUUAAUACUGAUGACGGUGUUCUUUUUGGAGACAAGGCUUAUGCAGUUUGUGAUGAAGGAUUCCAGAUGGCAGGCAAUGGUGUCAGAAGCUGUCGCGCUGCUGGCUGGGACGGUGCCAUUCCUAUAUGCGAAAUGAGAGGCAGAUGUGAAGCUUCCAGACGGUUUGAAACAGCUUUCUGACAUUCAGUCAAACAUGCUUAUGAAGAGCAUCCAGUAGAGGAAAGCUGGUCCCUGUGUACGACUGGUCUGUGUUCCAGGUUUGAGAAGGAGCUGGCAAUUAGCCUUGCCAGGGAUGAUAGGUACUGUGGUUAUGUAUACUAUACACGUAUCAGAAAAUGGAAAGGCAGUUCAAAAUAAAAAAAACACUUCACGACAUUCACCUUGAAU
Messenger RNA from Acipenser ruthenus (sterlet), 1433 nucleotides. RefSeq names its product complement receptor type 1-like. Lineage: Eukaryota; Metazoa; Chordata; Actinopteri; Acipenseriformes; Acipenseridae. The record is from RefSeq and is a predicted model, not a curated record. The transcript is spliced from 10 exons. The coding region runs from base 48 to 1226 and encodes 392 amino acids.